UGGGAGUCCAGUUUCGCCAUGGCGUUCAGCUGCCAUCAUUGGUUCCGAAAACAAGGGCGGUCUCCACUGCCGUCACUGCCGUCUGGCAGCCUAUUGGAGCCAGAAGCGGUUCCGGUCCUUCCAACGACAGAGUGGAACGCUCUCAGUGAUGAUUUGCGGCAGAUGAUCUUAAGCUUCUUGUUAGGCGACUUGAAGAUGUGUGGCACCUUGAUGGCCAUGAACCACCAGAGUUGCCUCGCCGUGAAAUCGCCCAACGCUUGGAGGGACAGCGUGAUCACCGUUCCGCGGGAAGUCACCAGGAUCAAAGGUCUACUGGAGAUGGCCCGCAAUUGGAAAUUCGCUAGCAAAGCGAUCUUGCCGGCGUUCCCACAGAGGAAAGUGUUGGAAGAGCAUCUUCGACUGCAAUGUCCUGCACUGACUGUCUCUGUCAAAGGAGAAGGACCCGUGAUGUUCUUCGUCAUGAGUUGUCGACUUCGCUUGGGUACCCUGAUGCCUUUGCAUUUCUUCGAACCCAGAUAUCGCUACAUGUGUCGCCACCUAUCCGUGGGCGGCGUCUUUGGCUUCUUGAACGAGGGUCGUGGUGUGCACUGCGGCGUCAGCGGGGUGCUAUGUGAGGUGAUGGAUUUGAGCAUGAAUUCCAAUGGCACCUACGAUGCCCUCAUUUUGGCUAAGUCGUCCUUCACCUUGGCCGAGGUUUGGAUGGAGCCUAUGCCCCGUGGUGACCCCUUAGCUGUGGGUUUCAUCACCGCCGUCGAUGGCGCCGCAACUGCACCAGCAUCAGCUGUAGGGCGGCGCAAUACCUGGCGUUGCCUGCAGGGCUGGCGCUGGCUGCGGUGCCGGCGCUAAGAUGGGUGAACACGCAUGAGAGGCCGUUCAAGGGGGUUUCUGCAUCCUGUACAUAGAACGGGUAUGUCACAAACUCGGGAUUAAUC
Molecule: messenger RNA, 932 nt
Organism: Cladocopium goreaui
Lineage: Eukaryota; Dinophyceae; Suessiales; Symbiodiniaceae
Source: the annotation of a GenBank genome assembly